GGCAGGGUAUAACUUCCUUCCUCUCAUACGGACAUGAUUGCUCAUUCCCACUCUUCGCUAGGUCUUGUCGGCGAGGGAUGAUCCUGAGCUCCAGGCGGUCACAUUCCGCACUGUCUUCCUGGGCCUUGGCUUUUCGGCAUUCGGAGCCGUAUUGGCGCAGAUAUACUAUUUCAAGCCUCAGACACUCAGCGUCUCGACGCUGCUCCUGCUCAUCCUGUCGUACUGGUUCGGUAAUGGAAUGCAUAUGGUCAUGCCCGCUAAGGGCUGGUUGCGCUGGCUGAACCCUAGUCCAUUCAACAUCAAGGAACACACGGCUAUCAUUAUCAUGGCUUCCACAGCCUCUCACUCUGCUGUUGCGAUUCAAGUCAUCUCUGUGCAGAACUUGUUCUACAAUAAUGAUAUGAACCCCGGGAUCGCCAUUUUCACAUUGAUUGGCUCACAAUUGAUUGGGUAUGGGUAUGCAGGUCUGCUCGCCGAGGCUCUCGUUCGUCCGACAAAAUGCUUCUGGCCAGCCACCAUCUACACUUCCAACCUCUUCCAUCAGCAAAUGUGCACGUUACUUAGCACGUCUUGACGGACCUUACGAGUCUUCAUGUCUUAGAUUCUUGCUUGAUAAUCACUUACUCUCCUUGCGUACUUGAUCAAACAA
Fomitopsis serialis is the source of this 649-nucleotide messenger RNA. RefSeq names its product OPT oligopeptide transporter protein-domain-containing protein. Lineage: Eukaryota; Fungi; Basidiomycota; Agaricomycetes; Polyporales; Fomitopsidaceae. The transcript has 6 exons. Gene Ontology annotation, biological process: transmembrane transport. Gene Ontology annotation, molecular function: oligopeptide transmembrane transporter activity. The record is from RefSeq and is a predicted model, not a curated record. The coding region runs from base 239 to 574 and encodes 111 amino acids.